AGAUCUUUCUCAACCUCUGCAUUUACAUAGAAAAACCUGCCUUCUACAGCAAAAGUAGUAACAUCUGUGGCUGUGUACAUCUGUGUGUCUGUGUGCUUAAAAGCCAAAGUCGUUCCUUUUCGUUUCAGUGUGCUGUGGGUACUCUAACACUGACCAUGCUGUUGCUCCUGUUGCUCCUGACAUCCACUAGUAAUGGUGAUGCCCAGCGUAUUCCUGGCUUGAAGAAGGAUGACUCAUGUUCAUGUCAGGUCAACAGUAGUGUCUGGGCAUUCCCUGCCAGGAAGUUUGAGGGGGCGCUGCAGCUGGUGCAGGACUGUGGCGACAACCUGCAAAGCCUCCAGGCACAGGUGAAGCUGUCCAACGAGAGGCUACCUGAGAUCCAGGCCACCAUUAAGAAUGUGACAGCUCGCCUGGAGCCGUACCAAUACCUGAACGACCAGGGUCUGUACACCGCCCUGCACCUGCGUCAGCUAGCUAAGGAACUGAGGGAGCUGGAGGAAGACAUCAGUUCCAUACACCAAGACAAGCCAAGUGAUCAGACUCAGAAACUGACCCAAGAGAUAGGUAAGGUACGUAAGGAGGUAGAUAAAAUGCAUUUGUCAAACACCUUUAACAUGAAGACGGUGAAGGAAAAACUCCGCUCGCUGAAGAAUGGCGUGGAGUCCUGCAGGACAAUCCCAGAGGAGUUCAUAAGCAAGCAAGGUGUUUGCUCUCAACGCAUCAUGUCCAACAUCAGCACCCCUGUGAUCACAAAGAUCAGCCCGUAUGGCAAAAGCUAUACAUCUGGGGCCUGGGGUCGCCAGGCCAAGCAGGUCAUGGAAGACCAGGAGGGCAGUGGGGUGUUCUACUGGAUUCAGCCCCUCGUGAACAGCCACAGACUGGGGAACAUCGUUCGACGCUACCGCUCCUACGACGACUUCAUGGCCUCCAAGAACCACGAGGAUGUGUCCGUGGCACCGUCCUACAGCCAUGCUAAUGCCAUCCAGGGCUCCGGCACGGUGGUGUAUGGUGAGGCAGUGUUUUAUAACUGCUACUACUCCCCUGAGCUGUGCCGCUAUGACCUACAAACCAAGGUCACAACUCGUCUGAAGAUCCCAGACAUCGGUACCAACAACGAGUUUCCCUACUGCUACUACAACUGUAAAGACUGGACAGACACCGACUUUGCUGCUGAUGAGACUGGCCUGUGGGUGAUCUACAGCACACGGGGUAACCAUGGGAACCUGAUGCUGAGCCGGCUAGACAGCGAGGCGUUCAACGUGACACACACUUGGACCACGCGCCUCUUCAAGAAGUCAGUGACUAACGCCUUCAUGGUGUGCGGAAUACUGUAUGCCACCCGUUACAUUGACCGGUUCCAUGAGGAGGUGUUCUAUGCGUUUGACACAGCGACAGGUAAAGACGACAACACCCUGGCUCUUCCCCUGGAGAAGAUUGAGAACGGUGUGGCCAGUCUGAGCUACAACCCCAUUGACAGGCAGCUCUACAUGUACAAUGAUGGUUACCUUCUGUCUUACCAAGCUAUCUUUUAAAGUCAACCUUGUACAUGAGGUAGAAACAGUGUAUACUGUGUGACAAAUCCCACAUUUUGCUGUUUUUCUGCUUGUCUUUCUAAACUUGACUUCUUCCUAAAAAAUAAAACCACAGCAAUGAGCCUCAAUUAUUUUGAUUUUAAUAAGAGUGGGUUUUAACUGUGUUGAGGCGCUAUAAAACACAAUUAACAGACUGAACUGAGCUCUAAAUUACUUUAUUCAGUCAAUCUUUUUUCUCAAUGGGGGCAUUUCACUUUCCUUUCCCCAAAGCUACUAAGGUAGACAUGUAACACACACACACAGAUGAUAUGAUCUCUCAGUGUAGUCUUGUUGUAUCCAUAAUAGUGCUCUUGUGCCCUGAAAAUAAAUACGUAGAAAUAUGA
Oncorhynchus keta (chum salmon) is the source of this 1915-nucleotide messenger RNA. Its product is annotated as olfactomedin-4. The record is from RefSeq and is a predicted model, not a curated record. Lineage: Eukaryota; Metazoa; Chordata; Actinopteri; Salmoniformes; Salmonidae. The transcript has 5 exons. Gene Ontology annotation, biological process: signal transduction. The coding region runs from base 156 to 1532 and encodes 458 amino acids.